CUUAGUGAAAAAAAUAAAAAAGAGCGCAUAUAGUUACCCGAGUGUACAAAUUUAAGUUAUUUUUAAAUAAUUAGUAGGGAUCACUUCAUUUAUUCAUUUUUGGUAAUGUUAAACAAUCGCGACGCAAACGUCGUAUUACACGCUGUAUUUACAGUAAUACAAACCCGCAUCACAUUAGAUCAAUCCACGGAGAAAGUAGCACCUGCACAUCAUCUGCUUAAGUCAGCAGCGCAAUUAAUUAGCUCAAGUCGUUAUCAUGUUUCUAAAGGAAAUAAUUUUAUUAUGGUUGGGUAUAAACAAUAUUCAUGCCCAACCAAACCAUCCAGUUGUUAUUAAUACUUGGGCGUUUGUAAACGCUUCUAUUGGAGCUUGGAAUGUAUUGGAAAAGGGUGGAUCGUCGCUGGAUGCAAUUGAAAUUGGAGGAGGUAUUUGUGAAAGCCAGCAAUGUGAUGGUACUGUCGGAUAUGGAGGAAGCCCUGAUGAGGAUGGCGAAACUACGCUUGAUGCGCUUCUCAUGAACGGAAAAACUAUGAAAGUAGGCGCAGUCGGUUCUUUGCGUCGAGUAAAAAAUGCUAUAUCCGUUGCGCGACAUGUUUUAGAAUAUACGAAACAUUCUAUUUUAGUCGGAGAUCUUGCAACCAAAUUUGCAGUUCAAAUGGGAUUUAAAGAAGAAUCUCUUACUACACAGCAAUCAAAGAAUAUUUGGAUGAAAUGGCGCAAUGAAAAUAACUGUCAACCCAAUUUCUGGAUGGAUGUCAUUCCUGAUGCAAAACAAUAUUGUGGACCAUAUCAACCAAAGGAACGAUCACAUCAGAAAACUAAUACGAUUAAGGGAGAUAGAUUUAAUCAUGACACUAUUGGCUUGGUAGCUAUUGAUAAAAAUGGCGAUAUAGCUGCUGGUACAACUACUAAUGGGGCUAAAUACAAAAUUCCUGGGAGAAUUGGUGAUUCUCCUAUUCCUGGAUCAGGAGCAUAUGCUGAUAACGAAGUUGGAGGUGCUGCCGCGACUGGUGAUGGGGACGUUAUGUUAAGAUUUGUUCCUAGUUUUGUGGCAGUUGAUGAAAUGCGAAGAGGGGCAACACCAACAGAAGCUGCAACAAUUGCUAUUAAAAGAAUAGCUAAAUAUUAUCCCAACUAUAUGGGUGCAGUCGUGGCGUUGAGGAAGGAUGGGGAAUACGGAGCAGCUUGUCACGGUUUAGGUGAUAAGCCAUUUCCGUUCGUCGUUCGCGAUACUUCCAUGGGUAAAUCCAAAAUGGUUUGGAUUGAAUGUCCUUAAUUUAAAGCGAUAAUCUGUUGUCAUCUGUACUUAUUAUUAUAUGGUACACCAAUAAUUCAAAUAAACAUUUCCUUUUAAA
This is a messenger RNA of Pieris napi, 1355 nucleotides long. Its product is annotated as N(4)-(Beta-N-acetylglucosaminyl)-L-asparaginase. NCBI's taxonomy places the organism in Eukaryota, Metazoa, Arthropoda, Insecta, Lepidoptera, Pieridae. The transcript has 8 exons. Gene Ontology annotation, biological process: protein deglycosylation. Bases 257 to 1276 code for a protein of 339 amino acids. Gene Ontology annotation, cellular component: lysosome. Gene Ontology annotation, molecular function: N4-(beta-N-acetylglucosaminyl)-L-asparaginase activity. The record is from RefSeq and is a predicted model, not a curated record.